AGCCCCCCCCCCCGCCCCCGGUAACCCCCCCCCCCCCGCGCUGCCCGUCGCCCCGCGACCCCGGUAACCGCCCGUGGGGGGGGAGCCCCCAUGGCGCGGCGGCGGCUGGAGCGGGCCCUGCUGGAGCCGCGCGGCAGGGAGCGGGAGGAGGCGGCCCGGGGCCCCGCACAGCUCCGCAUCCGGCACCAGCUGCCGCUGAGCAGCGACCCACACGGGAUCUACAGCCUCCGCUUCGCGCCGGCCGGGCGCUGCCUGGCAGCCGGGUUCGGCAACGGGGCCGUGCAGAUUGUGAACGUGGCCACAGCCUCCCUGCACUCGUCCCUUUUCCGAGGACACCGUACGCGCCACGCGAUCACUGCCUUGGCCUACCACCCGGGCAGACCCAGCCUGCUCCUGGCUGUGGGGGCUGAUGGCAUCAUCUCUCUCUACAGCAUGGACUCAGAGACACUGCUGGCAACAGUGACAGCCCUUGCUGGUUGCUCUCCCCAUGUCUGUCCCACCCCAGAGAAGGAGAAUGAGAUCAAUGCCAUGGAUUUCUGCAUGGACGGCAGCACCUAUGCCACAGCUGGCAAGGACCGACAUAUUCGGCUCUAUGACAGCCACACCAACCAGCUGUCCCACAUUCUGCAGGCUCCUGACUUCAUGACUGGUGAUGUGACACCAAACAGUGGGCACUCGCGCCGCAUCUUUGCCCUCCGUUUUCACCCUGGAGAGCGCCAUAUGUUCCUGACAGCUGGCUGGGAUGACUGUGUGAAGAUCUGGGACAAGCGGAUGGCAAAGGAGGCUCAGAGAGUGAUCAAUGGGCCUCACAUCUGUGGCCCAGGCCUCGACAUCCAGGGUAACUGCGUGCUCACUGGCUCCUGGGUGCCCCACAAUGCACUUCAGCUCUGGGAUCUACGGACAUCCCAACUGCAGAAGAACCUCCCCUUUCCUGGGGGCCCCACGCAGGGCCAGUUCCUCUACGCAGCCCGGUUCUGUGACCAGGACGUAGUGGUGGCUGGGGGCAGCGGCACCAGUGGAGCCAGCGCCAUCCACACUGGCACUAACCAGGUGCUCGGCGAGAUCCUGCUGCCCAACAAACCGGUGCAGGCUGUGGCAGUAGCACCCGGUGGGCGGGUGGUGGCUGUGGCUGGCGUGGGAGGGAAUCUCCACAUCGCAGACCUGCACUGAGCCCCAGCAGAGAGGGGGUGAGAAGGGGACAAACCUGGGAGUCACAAUCCCCCCCAUCUACAGCUCCUCUGAUCUAUGGCUCUCCCACAUGAUUCUGCCCCGCCAGGACUAUGGCCCUCUGUGAUGUCUGGGAACACAGGCCCCCCAGACCCUCCUUCCCAACUCCCCUGCACCCCUCUGUGAGACCUGGAGCAUCCAGACCCCUGGGCACCUGCUGGCAUCUAAUAAACUUCCUGCACCUGAAGAGGUGACUCGUGGGGUCUGUGAAUACGAAGGCCUGGCCCA
Trachemys scripta elegans is the source of this 1455-nucleotide messenger RNA. RefSeq names its product U5 small nuclear ribonucleoprotein 40 kDa protein-like. The transcript has 7 exons. The record is from RefSeq and is a predicted model, not a curated record. Gene Ontology annotation, molecular function: protein binding. Lineage: Eukaryota; Metazoa; Chordata; Testudines; Emydidae. Bases 91 to 1170 code for a protein of 359 amino acids.